Nylanderia fulva is the source of this 2727-nucleotide messenger RNA. RefSeq names its product mitochondrial calcium uniporter (gene MCU). Lineage: Eukaryota; Metazoa; Arthropoda; Insecta; Hymenoptera; Formicidae. Gene Ontology annotation, cellular component: uniplex complex. Gene Ontology annotation, molecular function: uniporter activity; calcium channel activity. The record is from RefSeq and is a predicted model, not a curated record. Gene Ontology annotation, biological process: mitochondrial calcium ion homeostasis; calcium import into the mitochondrion.
UCGGGGUCUCGCUCGGGCUCGAGAGCGCGCGAUGCCGCCCGUCAGUCGCUCGAAGCCGGUCGUUAGUUCGCGUUGGUCUGCCCGAACACGGGCGGCGGGCAGGUGUUGUUUCCGUGACUCGUGAGAGAGGGAGAGAGAGAGAGAAAGAGGGCGAACGGGGUGAAGUGUGAUCGAGCGGUACACGUCAAAGUGCUCCCAAGUUUUUCGAUCACGGAAUGGCAGCGGUUUCGUGCCGGGCGAUAUUCGUCGUGAGAUGGUGCGAGAUGAGCCGCGUGUUGACUGCCACAUCCUGCCUGACCGCGACGAGGAGGUACCGAAAGGAAACGUGGUGCAGACGAUGGUGGCACAUUUCACAAAGGAGUCUGUCCCUAUCGGCCAAUUCUUAUUCGCCAAGGUUAAGUCCGCUUCUGAUGAAGCAACUGAAAGAGCCUAAACCCACGGAAAAACAAGAAACCACGAAAAAAACUGCAAGAGCUACGUCAGAGGAUUUUGAAAGUUCCGGUUCGGAUGUCAUCGUGGCAUAUCACCAAGGGCUUCCCAGAAUCACGGUGCCUCUUCCAUCCAGAAGAGAAUAUUGUUCGUUCACCAUGAAACCAAUAACACACACGGUCGGCAAUUUUUUAGAUAUGUUGAAGACGGAAGAUCGCGGUAUUGAUCGAGCAUGCAUAACAUCAUUAGAUGGUGUCAGGAUAUCUUCCAGUAAUACGAUAGAGUCGCUUUUAGAAGAGGAUUUUAAAUUAGUAAUAAACGAUAACGAAUACGUUGUUUCACCGCCGUUGCAAGAAAGGUGCACAACGGAGGAUCUACAAAAACUUGGAGACGUACAAGCACUUGUCGCACAAUUGUACGAAGCGUUCAAUGUGCGAGAAUAUCACAUCGAUAUGGAAAGAUCGGUUAUAACCGAGCUGGAAGAUAUUAGAUUACAACUAGAACCCAUGGAACAGAAAUUGCAAGAAAUACAAAAUGCUGCUUAUAAGAAAGCGAAUUUCUUUAUCUGGACGUUUCUAGUCAUGAUGUCAAUCCAAUUUGGAGCAUUAGCCCGAUUAACCUGGUGGGAAUAUUCAUGGGAUAUAAUGGAGCCCGUCACUUAUUUCGUUACUUAUGGCACUACUAUGAUGUGGUUCAUUUAUUAUCUCGUCACCAGACAGGAAUAUAUGCUGCCGGACGUGUUGAAUAGGCGUCAUCUCAUAGUCCUUCAUAGAAGAGCACGAAAGAUGGGUCUGGACCUUAAUUUGUACAAUGCAUUAAAGGAUCGAGCCUACGAAUUAGAAACCACUUUGAAAGUUAUUCGCGGUCCUUUACACGAGUAUAAGACUCAAAUGGAGCAAAAGAAACGUGCCAGAUCCAGCUCUAGCAGUAGUUCAAGAUCGCCGAGUUCCUCGCCUAGUCCCAGCCCCAGCCCCGACAGAGAUGUUCCUAAAACCACGCCAGAACUGAACGCUCCGAAGAAACAUCCCGACGAGGGGUGGUCUAAAGUUUAGUUAAAGUGGGUGCAAGUUAAAUCAAGUUCUGUUAAAUUCAGUUCAAUGUGUGGAGUGUGCGAUGAAAAAUUAGUAGUAACGAAAUCAACGAUUACCGAUCGCACUUAAGUCGGCAUUAUCUUUUUCCAACGAAGUUACUGGAUAUACUCGAAGAAAAGAGACUUAUUCAAAGUCGCGCGAUGCACUCAGGGUAAUUUUUAAGUCCGCUAAAUCGGUGCUGAACGCGAACGGACUGCGAGGCAAAGGAGAAUGUAAUUUAUUUUUGUGUUUGUGUGCGUUUGCGUAUAAAGAAAUCUAGAGUGAUAUCUUCAGAUCUCGACUCAGUCUUCCAAGUAGUAUCGGCGGCAACCCUCACAGGCAUUAAAAUGUCGCGAUUAUCGAAUGCUCAAUGCUGUCGACGUGUUUGGAAGACGUUAGAGAAAAAUAUAGAUUAUAAUUAUACCAGGCAUCAUAAAUGUCAACAAUGAUAAAGAAAUAGAUGAGCAGUUUUCGAAUCAGCUAGUACUUUGACAGAAGUAACAUUUUAUAACAAAUUUUAUAAUAGAUAUUAUGUUUAAUUUGAGAUACAACAUAUGAUCAAAAUGACACAUGUCAAAGUUUUUAUUUUCGAAAAUACUUUUUUAAAAUAUUAAGGCAUUUAUGACGCCCAGUAUAUGUUAACUUAUUGUAUUUUGAUUAACUCUUUGUUGUAUUUAAUGUAAUCGAGAGGUUAUUUCCUGAAAGAUGUUAACGGAUCAUUGUUGUAGAUUUACCUUAUCACACUUUAAACCGGCCAAUCAUGGCGCUGUCAGCACCAAUCCAAUCAUUAUCUCUCAUUCUCGGCCGAAUUAUAUUAUAAUAAAUCUCAAUGCAGUGGUGCUGUAGCUUGAAAUUCUAUAAUUAUAUAAUAAUGACAGUAAUUUUUGCGCAUUGGUGCAGACUAAAUGCAAUUGACUACAAAGUUAUUCAAAAUUAUAAUAUAAGUAUGUUGACCAAUGAAAAUUUAGUAGUCGAUUUGUGUAUACAGUGCAAAAUGUGUGUAAAACGACGGUUUUUAGUAUGCAUCGGUGCGCAUUAGUACAUCCAAUCGAAUUUGCUAUAAAAAAUAGCAAUUUAGAAAUUAACUGACAAGUAAUUAUUCUGUCACUACGAUAUAAUGCCUCGCGAAAACUGUGAGAAGAUUCUAAGAAAAUAAAUCUUCUGAAGUGUGUUAAGCCAUGUUAAGUGUAAAUUAUGUUUAUAAUUAUGUACAUACAAAAAUUAAAUU